CGCCGAGUCGUUCUGGAAGUUUGUGACACUCUCGCUGUAAAUCACGCACCGUCGGGGAAACGGACUGCGGUUCAGCUGCACGAAAAGCGCUGGCGCCAACGGGAGAUAUUGCACAGCACUCGUGAACAAACGAGGAGACAUAAUAGUAGGCCAUCCGAACGAAACUCCACCCCGGGAUCGUAACUUGAGCGACAUUAAGCAUGGGGGCUUUGCUCUCACUUCUUCGGGGUGGUGGCCCGACGGAUGAGCCGCCGAUCGAUAUACCAGUGGACCUCGCAGGGGCCCAGCCAACGGCGGAAGAAGCAGACAUAUACCACUACAUAAUACAAAUUAUGCAGCCAUCGUCAACAUACCUCGACGCUUUGAGGGAAUAUCCCGGGUGUCAAGAGGAGAUUCGAAAGGCCAUCGCAAGUCCAAGCAAAGAGAGCGAGGAAGCUGCGUGGGCUGCUUUAUGUCCUGCCGUGCUACAGCUGCGGGAGUACUACGAGUUUGCCCAAAGGCUCGAGGAGGCAUUCCCGCGACUGGUAGCGUUCUUAUGUGAUGGAGACGUUAUGCGCAAUUUGGAAGUGCGGCAAGCGACAGCGAAACAGUUGGGGGAUAUUCUGCACUUUGUGUCUCUCUUUGACGAGCUGAAGAUGGGCAAUCCAAAUGUACAGAACGAUUUCUCAUAUUACCGCCGCACAGCAAGUCGGAUGCGAAUGGCCAACCCAUCCCAGCAAAACACCGUGGUUCCCGACGAAUUAGCAAACCGCAUGUCCCUUUUCUACGCCCACGCGAAUCCCAUGUCCAAGGCGAUGGUCGACGCCACCCUGAAGCUUCUUAAGGAGAAUCCAAGGAUCAGCGCGGACUCGACAACAACGCUGCUCUCCAUCAUCUGCGGGGUAUCCUACAACGCCGUCGUCAAGGAGCGCGCGCGGGACGCCAUGAUCCCAUACUGCCUGCGGGUGCUCGUAGUGGCGAUCAUAUUGUACGAUCAUGUGGAUCCUGAAGGGGCUUUCGGCAAAAAUUCGAAAGUCAACAUCCGCGCCUCCGUCAAAGUCAUCCAAUCUCACGGCGGCUCCGGCAGCAACAACCUCCUCAACUCCCUCCGUUACUCCACCCUCCAUCUCAACGACGAAGCCACCCCAAAGUCAAUCAAGCUGAUGCUGGCAACAUAAGGUCGCGACAAGAAGCCCCCUUCCCUUUCCUUCCCACAAAUGGAUCCCCUUGCACAUUUCUUGCAAAAGUCGUACAACUACUACCACCACCCUGCGCUGCCUUUGACCCUUUACCCGCAUGUGUUUUGUUAUCAA
Messenger RNA from Fimicolochytrium jonesii, 1292 nucleotides. RefSeq lists its product as uncharacterized. Gene Ontology annotation, biological process: regulation of actin filament polymerization. The record is from RefSeq and is a predicted model, not a curated record. Gene Ontology annotation, molecular function: small GTPase binding. The coding region runs from base 201 to 1157 and encodes 318 amino acids. The transcript has 8 exons. NCBI's taxonomy places the organism in Eukaryota, Fungi, Chytridiomycota, Chytridiomycetes, Spizellomycetales, Powellomycetaceae.